This is a messenger RNA of Haliotis rubra (blacklip abalone), 774 nucleotides long. RefSeq lists its product as uncharacterized. Gene Ontology annotation, biological process: cell-matrix adhesion. Lineage: Eukaryota; Metazoa; Mollusca; Gastropoda; Lepetellida; Haliotidae. The transcript is spliced from 6 exons. Gene Ontology annotation, cellular component: extracellular region; lysosome. The record is from RefSeq and is a predicted model, not a curated record. Gene Ontology annotation, molecular function: calcium ion binding. The coding region runs from base 71 to 724 and encodes 217 amino acids.
CGGUUAGUGAUAAGAUUGAUAAGCAGCUGUAUGAGGUGAUUCCUACGUGUGAACAGCUGUAUCGUCAAUCAUGUUUAAAGCCCACAUCUCUGUGUUAGCUGUGGUUACGUUCGUGACAACAGCGCAAACAGAUACACCAUGCUGCACCCCAUCUCAGUUCUCCGGGGUGGGGCGGAUCCUGACAGGGGCAAUCAACAAACCAACAGACCACAGCACUGAGGUGAACUUUGAGCUUCAGUUUGACAGCCUUAACAGACUGGUUGGAACUGAGAAUGCUGUACAGGAGGGAGACCAUGUUUCCAACUACAAAUUGAUAUUGGAUUAUCGCAAGGGUGUCCAGUAUCUUAUAAAGGGCAGAGAGUGCGUCAAGUCCACCCUCCAGCAGAAGGACAAGAUCGGCUGUGUACCAGCCAACUCAACUCUGAUGUCCCACUACUGGUUUGGCUCCAUGGAGAAGUAUGGGGAACACAUGUUUGCAAAGUCGUACCAGAUUACUGAUCAGGGGCUUAUGGGAUUUCUGUCAGUCACAGAGAAGGACUGUGCCUUGGUAUCAGAAACAGUGUAUGGCUCUGUAAACGCUGUGCCGAUGAUGAGGUCGACAGUACUGGUGAAUCAAACAAACUAUGUGGAUCCGACCUUCUUCAAUGUUCCGGAAAGCUGCAUUUUUAAACCAAGUCUGCCCCUGGUUGCUCCCUGGUCUAAACUCAGCUUCAUGAACUGGUAGGUGACGGAGGCACUGUGCACCCUUCACGGAAUAAAAGCUUUCCCGUAUCA